Vigna unguiculata (cowpea) is the source of this 1741-nucleotide messenger RNA. RefSeq names its product AT-hook motif nuclear-localized protein 20 pseudogene. NCBI's taxonomy places the organism in Eukaryota, Viridiplantae, Streptophyta, Magnoliopsida, Fabales, Fabaceae. The record is from RefSeq and is a predicted model, not a curated record.
AUUCCCUUGAGCCAUUGAAUCUAAUUCCUCUCCUCUAACAUCUAAGCACCAUUUUUCCUUUCCCCUUUUCUCUCUCUCUUUCUCUAUUUUCUCUCUCUCUCUCUCUCUCUCUACCCUUCCCUCCAUUAGAGAGUGGAAACACCAUUCAUAUUAGGUCAUGGAUACAAGAGAUACAAGAGACACAACCCCUCUUUCUUAAUUUCUCCUUAAAACCUAGUUGUGAAGGGUUUGACUUUUGUUGUCCCUUGAAUUCAGAAACACACAAACCACAUCAAAUCUCCUGUUGCUAAUAACCCAUAGCUCCCAAGUUGCCAAAUUGCUUUAAAUUUGCUUAACCUUGUUCUUGCUUUGUCAUCACAAAACAUUCUAGGUUAAGAAAACAGUGUGUGUCUGAAAAACCUUGUUCAGAUCGAUCUUCUUGUUUCUUUUCUUCUUCUUCUUCUUCUUCGAACACACUCUCAACAGCAAUUCUGGCUAAUCCGUGGUGGAACAGUCAUCAGGUGGGGUUGGGUGCAGGGGUAGACCCUGCGACCAAUUCGCCAUCUUCAACCUUAAACAAACGUCACAUGGACCUUUCCAUCAACGAGAGAAGCUUCGGCAGAGAAAGAGAAGAGGAAGAGGAAGAAGAUAGAGACAACGGCGAUGAACCCAAAGAGGGUGCAGUGGAGGUUGGAACCCGCAGGCCCAGAGGGAGACCACCGGGCUCCAAGAACAAGCCCAAACCACCCAUCUUUGUCACCAGGGACAGCCCGAACUCCCUCAGAAGCCAUGUCAUGGAGGUUGCCGGUGGCGCCGACGUCGCCGAAAGCGUCGCCCAGUUCGCUCGCCGCCGCCAGCGCGGGGUGUGUGUCCUCAGUGGGAGCGGUUCGGUCGCCAACGUCACUCUCCGGCAACCGGCAGCGCCGGGAGCGGUCGUGGCACUGCAUGGAAGGUUUGAGAUUCUAUCCCUGACCGGAGCGUUUCUGCCUGGCCCUGCUCCGCCAGGUGCCACCGGACUCACUGUGUAUCUGGCCGGAGGACAGGGCCAGGUUGUAGGAGGGAGCGUUGUUGGUCCUCUCGUGGCGGCUGGACCAGUGAUGAUCAUAGCAGCCACUUUUGCUAAUGCUACAUAUGAGAGGUUGCCGCUUGAAGAGGAGGAGGAAGACGGUGGCGGUGGCAGUGUCCAGGGCGGAAGUACUCUGGGAGGGUCUCCUCCUGGAAUUGGUAGCAGUGGCGGUGGUGGCGGCGGCGACGGUGUGAGUGGUGGGAGCCACUUGCCCGGUGGGAUUCCCGAUCCUUCUUCUUUGCCUUUGUAUAACCUGCCACCAAAUCUUCUAUCCAAUGGAGGAGGCCAAGUGGGGCAUGAGGCUUUCGCUUGGGCACAUGGCCAUGGAAGACCACCUUUCUGAGUUCACAACUUUAAUGUUGUUGUCCUCACAUGAUGCUGGAUAUGGGUGGUUCGAGAUCUAAUGGAACUGUGACGAUGAUGGUGUUGUGUUCUAGUUUGAGAGGUUAGGAAUUGAGGAAAAGAAUUUCAAAGAUUUAGAAAAGUGGAGUAGUAGUUGUGAAGAACGUUGGAGAUGAAGAACGAAGACUGUUUUACUUAGCUCAGUGUAUAUGUAUAUUGGAGUAAGAACUUUGAUUUCUGUGUUUCUUCUUUCCCUUUCGCUUUAUGUGUUUGGAAUAAUGAUGAUGGAUAAAUUUCUGAAUAGUUUAAUCGACUACAUUUUAAUUCAUCAUCUCUGUGUUAUGGUUCUUUUUA